UAGGAACUAUAGGAGACGACCCACGCCCUUAAACAGGAGGGAAGAGCAGGUGCCGAGAUCACCCAUUAACGAAUAGCCCUGCGCGCGCGCGCCACGCUCUGCAAGGCGGAAGGGACUCUACCCCUAACAAACAUGGCUUCCGGCUACUUCCGUUCUCCUUUUCGUAAUUUGGCUCCGAGGCUUCUCGCGGUUUUAGAGUUGAAUCUACUUAGCGAACGCCGGGCCUUCGUUCUGCGGAGGAGGCGGGCUAGGAAGGAGGCGCUACGUUCUGAUUGGUUGCUAUGCGGGAGCGUUGCCGGCUACGCCCCGGCCCUGAUUGGUUACCGAGAAGGGGCGGCUCCAGAGGCGGUGGCAGCGGCGUGGGGAGCCAUGGGUCAGACUGCCAAGGUUUUACAGCUCUUUAGAACACUGCACAGGACCAGACAGCAAGUUUUUAAAAAUGAUAAGAGAGCAUUAGAAGCAGCCAGAGUAAAGAUAAAUGAAGAAUUCAAAAAAAAUAAAAGUGAGGCCUCUCCGGAGAAAAUAGCAGAGAUGAUGAAACUGGGUUCCGAUGUUGAACUGUUACUUAGAACAUCUGUUAUUCAAGGUGUUCACACCGACCACAACACACUGAAACUGGUUCCCAGGAAAGAUCUUCUAACAGAAAACGUGCCAUACUGUGAUGCACCAACUCAGAAGCAGUAAAGUCUCCAGGACCCAGCCCGCCCCUGCUCCUUCUGACUUUAAAUACAUGCCUGGCAAAAGUCCUGGGCACGCAGAUGUUUCUCUGUGAAGCAGCGGGUCGCACAUGAUCAACAGGCUGAGGGCUGCAGGGCACUUCGGUGUUCUGAGGACAUAGAUAUGCUGCCCCUUCUCACUGUCAGGCAGCCCUUACCCGGCCACUGAGUGCCUGGGGAGGUGGGGCCCUCUUCUCUUUCCCUUUGGCAGGUGUUUUGGUCUUACCAAAGCUAUUUGCCAAUGAAGCGUUUUACCAGGUUGGUGACUUUUCACCCCACGGGAAACACAACUGCUAAAUAUAAAAUGCCCCAUUAAACUGAUGUUUAAUUCUCAAAAUA
This is a messenger RNA of Peromyscus eremicus (cactus mouse), 1055 nucleotides long. RefSeq names its product LYR motif containing 7 (gene Lyrm7). Gene Ontology annotation, biological process: mitochondrial respiratory chain complex III assembly. The transcript is spliced from 5 exons. NCBI's taxonomy places the organism in Eukaryota, Metazoa, Chordata, Mammalia, Rodentia, Cricetidae. Bases 133 to 684 code for a protein of 183 amino acids. The record is from RefSeq and is a predicted model, not a curated record.